Messenger RNA from Closterium sp. NIES-65, 1443 nucleotides. Lineage: Eukaryota; Viridiplantae; Streptophyta; Zygnematophyceae; Desmidiales; Closteriaceae. The record is from the annotation of a GenBank genome assembly.
AUGCAGCAGGCGAGCAUCCGUGCGACGUGCGACGACCUGCAUCAGUUGCGACAGCCGGUGACGGCGGACCUGGCGCUGGCGACGCUGUUGGGCGACGACGCGCGAUGGUUCGGAUGGUCGCCGGAGGGUCGCCUGCGAUGCACGCUGUCACAGCACGAGUUCCCAAUCCGCGCUGAACACGUGGCGGGUCUAGUCGCCGUCGCACAGUCGCAAGACGCGUCGCUGCUUGAAUCCCGCUGCGAUUCGUCAGAGCAGUCGCAGCCUCAACAGUCGCAGCCACAGCUGUCGCAGGAGGCGUGGUCGCAGCAGCAGUGGCGAUCCGUGCGACAGCACGUGCGAUCCAAGGCCUUCGCAGCAGCAGCGGCGGUGGCAGAGGCGAUGGAGAGAGCAGCGCCGCACAUCGUGGCGUGCCCGCAUGACAGUGCGCCCUCACAGGCAGCACGCAUCUGCAGUGCGCCCUCACAGGCAGCACGCAUCUGCAGUGCGCCCUCACAGGCAGCACGCAUCUGCAGUGCGCCCUCACAGGCAGCACGCAUCUGCAGUGCGCCCUCACAGGCAGCACCAUCGCUCGCACAGCAGCAGCCAUGCACCGCCACACCGCAGGCCACCGCUUUCAAGCUGCUCUUGUGCUAUCACCCCCCAUGCCACCCACCCCAUGCCACCCCCCCCAUGCCACCGCCCGCCAUGCCACCACCCGCCAUGCCACCGCCGCCAUGCCACCGCCCGCCAUGCCACCACCGCCAUGCCACCACCGCCAUGCCACCACCGCCAUGCCACCACCUCUCAUGGGCAGUCAGAUUGGAGCCCGAGAAGGCUGCUGCACAGCGACUGGAUCAGGUGGGAUGGCUGUGUGGGUGGCGUGCUAGUGUGCAGGCAUGGGUGGGGAUGCGGGCUCUAUCCCACCACCAGUGGCAACAAGCCAUAGCAGCGCAGCAGCAGCAGCAGCAGCAGCAGCAGCAGCAGCAGCAGCAGCAGCAGCAGCAGCAGCAGGCUGUAGCAGAACAGGCUGUAGCAUUGCAGCAGCGGUGUCUCCCUGAGGGCACGUGUGCAGUGCUGGCAGCAACCGGGCGAGAUGUAGCGCAUGCACCACUGCAGUCCCAUCAGCCCAUGGCAUCGUUACAAUCACAGCAGCCCAUGGCAUCGUUACAAUCACAGCAGCCCAUGGCAUCGUUACAACCACAGCCGCCCAUGGCGUCGUUACAACCACAGCAGCCCAUGGCGUCGUUACAACCACAGCAGCCCAUGGCAUCGUUACAAGCACAGCAGCCCAUGGCAUCGUUACAACCACAGCAGCCCAUGCCAUCAUUACAACCACGGCAGCCCAUGGCAUCGUUACAAUCACAUGCCAUGCGUUGUCCAAUAGAAGGCAAAGGCGUGCAGCAAGGGCCCCCCACCAUGGACGAGGAUCAACCCAUGAGUGACGACGCCGAUGCAUCACCGUAA